AGUAUCACCCAUCCCAAUAAUUUUCUAUUUAUUCGAGAUCGUCGUAAUGGUUGGACGCACUUUGACCAGAACCGUUUUUAUUAUUUCCUUUUGAGGGAGCAGUUGAACGAGUCAUUCAAUCACUGAUUCCGUAUUAAGAUCUGAUGUGUAUGUUAGGCAACAGUCCGUACAGAAGUAGUAAAAUCUCUAGAUAAGUCUGCGCCAUGACUUCCUCGCCUUAUCCUGCUCUGGCACCGAAUUUCACGCCAACACCGCUUCUUUGCCGCGAUGAAAAAUAUAAUGGUUUUUUAGUAGAUAUAAUUAGCGACACAGGAAUUCUAAUCCGAGGACAUGUGUGUGACAUGAAGGCCGGACAUUUGUCCGUCAAGACCAACUUCUGGGACGAGACCGGUUUAUGGAUCCCGUUUAACCGUUUGAUUGUGCGAUCACAUGGAUACCUUUGGAACGCAACUUUAAGCCUUUUCGCCUGGAUGACCCAACGCCCCAGCGAAGCACUUAUCAGUCUGGGCGCCAAUCAUCCAGCCGUAUGGCUACCGGCUCGCGAGGUAAAAAUGCACUUCUUUGAAGGUAGCGUUAACCGUUCGUGGUGGUUGCGACAUGUUCGAGUAAGCGUCGAUGAAGUGAUGCAAGCCGAAUAUCUCAUCGGGGAGGACAUACGCUCUCUCGUGCAGCAACGCUACCGCUACCGCGGAUUUCGGAGCCCCAACGUCACUCACCAAACGUUUCGCAAGACUGCCAUCCGGCUUGCACCCCUGGUGGCCCUAACGCUGCAGAAAUGCCUUCGUUGUCGAGAUUUCCACGCAUACUGGCUAACUUAUACGGGAACUCUCGUCACAACCAUAAUCAACGACAAAAUGCACCUCCUCAGCCGCGGUCCAUUGAGUAUGUGUUCACAGCGGCAAAUUAACGUAUUUAUUCGCGCUGACGCCUUCGAAAGGGUUAACUGGGCUAAAUCGUUUUUUCCCACGCUGACGAGCAGACUGCAAUCAAUUCUAUCAAGGUCGUUUUUCAGAACAGAUUGUCAUGAGACAGCGAUGCUGACGAUCGACGACACGCCUCUCAAGAUACAACUUCUCAUCUUUUCUUAUCUCGAUUUCUACGACCGCACGUUGUUGCAAAGGGUUUCAAAAAACUGGAAGAUGUCCAUAUGGUCGGCAGUCGUGCGCCGGGAUACAAUCAUACCGCAUCGCUAUUAUCGGCGCGAGUCAGCCCAUGAUUUAGCAUAUCGCAUUCAGUUAUCCAUGACACGGAAUACCACAGUCGCAUAUCUAACGGGACACUGGCGGGAUGUCGUCGGUCCUUUAGCGCUAAUACUUUCUUACAUGUCCAUUGGAUUACACUGGCUGGUUAUUGCUGACAACGCCACCGUCUGCGCCAGGGAAUUAUGCCCUCUUAACGGCAGGUUACUAAUACAGCAUUUGCAGCAAAUCUGCCGUCGAAUUGCUUUGAAACGAUGCGGUUUCCAUCUUGUGCCUGGCGUAUUUAACUUCACCUAUUCGUUUGCCUCUGAGUGCCCAAACGACUUGCAGAUCGCAUUAUUUAAUCACCUUAACGAGCUGAUCGAGCCAGUAAAAACAAGGGCGUAUAUUGAAAUACUGUCCCAAAUCGCGAUUUUGCACCCCAUGACCAAGAAGCCAUGGUUGCGGAAGAGCAAGUACCGGAAGACCCUUUGUUCCUGUUUCAUCCAGUGGAGAGUACCGCCACCACAAAGUAUCAAAACUUUAACUGCAGAUUCCCUGGAAAAACUUCCGCGGAGAAAUUUAGUGCUUCAAAGUUUAUUACGGUGGACAGAGUCGCAGAGAAGACCGGAGCUCAGCUGGAAUGCUAAGCUAUGAAGACAUGAGAUAAGCCAACAAUACAGGAAUCCGCGAUUAAAGAAAACGAAGCCGAGUUUUUUAAAACUGAACUGGCAAUGUGUUAACCAAGUUAAACAGCUUGGUCCAAUUUAAGAAAAGUAAUAAAUCAAUCUUUUUAUGAAAUAAUACUACAAAAACAUAAUUUGAAGGAUAGUACUCUUAUAUGCGCUGGGACAGUUAGCGCACAAGUUAACACCUUUCUCACCUUAUGGAAGAUGGAUGUACAGUAUAUCUGUAAGUUCGGAAAUCUUCAGUAAUCGGACUCUUCGUACGUAGUACAUAUAUUUUGAACAGCCGGUCACCGGCGCCGGCUGCCGAUUCCUUUGGUCAAAGUUUUUCGGCUGAGACUUGUAGCCGGCAAGAAAGUUAACAUGUUCACGGUUCACGGUGAGAGCAUAUGUAUUUGACGGGCGGAAAUGCUCACAAAAUUUAAUGAAUCGUGCAGUCUAUAUGCAGAUUUUUUCUGCAAAGUUGCAAAUAUUAUUAUUUCAGAAAAUAUUGUAAAAUGAAUUUCCGUUGUAGAAAUUGCGCUUUCGGGGAAAGAAUAAUUCCUUUAUCUCUUUCGCGCACGACACAACAGCCAGGACGUCAACUACUCUCUCCUCUCUCUCCGAGAAAACUACAUAAUCUGAGUGCCAAAAUUUGGCUGAUAACUAUUCGUGCGCGCAGCAUCCGGUUCAAGAUAUUGUGAAUUAAAGCAGAAAAAACUGUGUUUAAAAUCAGUUCUAUUCUUAACUAGAACCAAAUACAAAAAUUAAAAAUCCUCUUUAAAAGUUUGGGAAAGUACACGAACAGGUUUUAUUCAGAAUCAUCUCCGUACACACUUAUUACCUGCAGUAAUCACAAGAAGAAAAAUCAAAAUUUAAUCUGCUGAACAUGACUGAUCGUUCAA
Messenger RNA from Paramacrobiotus metropolitanus, 2748 nucleotides. RefSeq lists its product as uncharacterized. Gene Ontology annotation, molecular function: protein binding. Lineage: Eukaryota; Metazoa; Tardigrada; Eutardigrada; Parachela; Macrobiotidae. The record is from RefSeq and is a predicted model, not a curated record. The transcript has 4 exons. Bases 204 to 1835 code for a protein of 543 amino acids.